AUUAAAAUGGUGAAUUAUUUUCUAUUAUAUAAAAUACAUAAAAGUGUUUGUAAGAUUAUCAGUAAUCAUAAUUUAAUGAUCUCAUUAUGGAUAAUUUUCCUAUCUUAUGUUUAUUGUCAAAACGCUAGUAUUGAUGAAUAUUAUGAUGAUAUCAUUGAAGAAACUCGAUUAAAAGUUGCCGUUGUAACAAAAGGGAAAAAUCAUAAUCCUGUUUCACUAAUUAGAAAAAUGUUUAAACGUUAUUACAAAGAGAAAGCAGCUGACGAAGAUGACUAUAUUGAAGAGGUUGAAGAGACGACAAAAAUUAUUUUUGGUAAAGUAGACAAAAAGAAUAUAUCAAUUCUAAAAGGUUUCUGAUUGUAUAUGUAUGUUUUUUGAGAUAGGAACAUCUUUCACUAUCUACCAUGAUUCGAAUCAAAUAAAAAAAUAUAGUCAUUGUUUUCC
Messenger RNA from Schistosoma spindalis, 444 nucleotides. The record is from the annotation of a GenBank genome assembly. Lineage: Eukaryota; Metazoa; Platyhelminthes; Trematoda; Strigeidida; Schistosomatidae.